AUCUCUAUGAUCUGCGUUAAACUUGCAUGUGGAUUACAGUGCAGAGUAGCACCAUGCUCUUAAAUAUGUCCGUGACCAUAGGGCAUGGAGAAUCUGUGAUGCGAGCAGUUGUUCCCUGUGUCCUGCGGUUGGCAUACAAAGUGACUUAAAAAGGGAUAUGGUUGUUGCAAAUUCUUCUUUUCAAACAUGUUUUUCUAUUACAAGAUCUAGCAGCCACAAUAUACAGAAGACCCUUCAUGUAAGGUUAUUUUUUUCCAGCAUCACAAGUCAAAUUCAGAUGACAUAUUUUUGAUCUUGAUUUGGAAACUGGGAGUGGCCCACGCCGUAAGUCGACUGGAAAAGGUCGAGGUCGCGGAAGGGGUCGGGGUCGUGGCAGAGGAAGAGGUCGUAAAGGAGCCCAAGCACGUGAACCAGAUCCAGAACCUGAAGUUGAAGGGUCACCACCCCCACCCCCUCCCCCACCAGCUGCCAUGCAAGAGGAAGAGUUGAUCACCCCGGAUCUCGUCAUCUUCAAGUCAGCCUAUGCUGUUGAGCCGAUGCACCAGAAACAGAGGCUGCGCUGGGACCACAAGGUGAAGCUGAUUGGUGAGAAGGUGGUGGAUCCACUGAUACACUGCUGUGAGAAGUGUACCCUGCCUAUACUCAUAUAUGGGAGAAUGAUACCCUGUAAGCAUGUGUUUUGUUUUGACUGUGCGAGGAAGACGGAGAAGAAAUGUCCCAGAUGUGAAGAUCCUGUCCAGAGAAUUGAGCAGUCUGCCCUUGGCACUGUUUUCAUCUGUACAUACGGAGGUGCCAAACAUAGCAGCGGUGGUUGUAGACGGACAUAUCUCUCCCAGAGGGACCUUCAGGCUCAUGCCAACCACCGCCAUCUCAGUACCGGUUCCCGCCCAGAUCCUCCGCCACUGGCGCCCUCAAAGCCUCCUCCUCCUCAUCAUUCCUCACAACCUGAGGCGUUCAGUAGCAGCACAGUCGCCCACGCUCCGCCUCAAGAUCUGAACCCUCCCCCGAGACCGAUGAUAGAGCAGUCAGUGUACAGACCUAUAGAAGGUCCACCCGUACCUCAGCCCAUGCCAGCCAUGGUGCAGACCCACCACGUGUCCAUGCCUCAGAUGCACCCUGUCGUGACCGCUCCAGCCCUGUCACAGCCUCAGCUCACACCGGUGUCCACUAUAGAGAGCUAUCAGACCUCCUCAAUACCGAUGAUGUCAACUGGCAGGACCAACCUCAUCACUGUUCCCAUACAGGAUGAGUCGGAAUACCGUCGUCCAGAACAUGCUUUAAUGUAUCAGACUCUGGCUGGGACGGGCAUGCCUCCCCUCCCUGCCCACCUGGCUACAGGGGUGCCUCCCCCCAGGCAGCCAUUCCCGCCAUCAACCAUGGCUCCACCUGCGUCCUUCGCUCCCAUCAGUCACACAGGGCCUGUCCCCUACUCUACUGCCCCCAUGGCACAGACAUUGAGACCUCAUACUGUUCCUGUGUCCCUCCCUCAUGGAGGUCCACCCCCAGGGCCUAUCCCUCACCCCCAUCCACAAGGCCCUAAUCCAGGGGGCCCUCAGCCUCACCUCUCUGGGCCUCCACCCAGGAUGGGGCCCCCCCAGCAACAGAGACAGCAGGGGCAGCCCCCACCCCGCUUCCCAAGCCCUCAUGGACACUAUGAUGAUGGGCAUGGCCCAUCGCCAUUUAAUCAGCCGGGUAGCCCCAGAAUGCAAUGGACUAGUCCACCCCCACGAGUCCCCCCACCUCGCCCCACAGGUGGCCCCAUGCACCCCCCUCCUCAGAGACCACAAGGGGACUCGUACAAUCAGUACUACUGACACAGUGGAAGUGCUUGUUGAUGAUUGUUGUGUAAGAAAAACAAAAGUGUUUAAGUAUUGGCUUAUUUAGUGGAACAGAAUGAAUACAUAUGUGGAACAGUAUUACAUGUGUUUGAACUCCAUUUCUGUUGAAGAUUAUGUAUGUUAUAACAAGCAUGUCUGAUUUUAUGAUUUUUGUCAUUUCAAAAUCAGAAGGACUUGUUAAAUAUUCCAAAUCCCAGUUUCGCCAUGUAUGAUACUCCAUGUAACUGACCAACAAUUAUGUUCGUAAGUGUAUUAGAAAUUGUAUCCCAUACUAAAAUACACAGUGUGUUAAUUUGUUUGUUUUGGUGUUAAAUGCUCAACAAACUUGGUCCCACAGGCACUGAAUCCUGUCAGCAAACAUUAUGACAUCAUGUUAUAACAGCUUUUACUUAAAGACCAACAUGGAAAAUUGGGUCGCCAGUGUAGUACUUUUGUCAGACACAAACAUAGUCAGUCCACAACAAUUGAAGAAAAACUUGCCAGAGGACAAAUUUAUUUUAUAUGUUGUUUCUCAGUCUUAUGAGCAUGAUAAGUUGAACUGUCUUUUAAUUUAUUAAUUAUCUAGGUAUUUUUUGCUAAUUUGUUAUUGCCUGAUUGAACUAGAAUAUCAUGAUCAUAGUCUAGCAGACAAGUACCGGUAAUGUAAUGUUUGGAAACCUAAACUCAAGUAGGCAGUCGUAGCAUAUAUCACCUAGUUGAUCCUGCUUUUAACAUGUUAAAGAGCUUACGAGUCAUUAUAACAGCAUAUGUAAUGCUAAGGUGUCUGAUCAUUGUGUUCUGUAGUCCGAUUAAUAACUUUGAUGCUUUCAAAUGGAGAUACCAUAUUUGACUUAGUAAUCUCCUUAUAAGGCAGGGGGAUGUGGUGCUUAUGAGAUAUUAAACAUCACAGGAAUACAUAAUGUGUUUGGAUAUUUCUUUUCCUUUAAGUGGCAAAUUUAGAUGUAUCAAUGAAGACACAGGUGACAUGGAUUUCAAGAUUUCAGCCUUUUAUUAUUUUUGUGUUAACCUUUAGACUGCAUGUCACGACUAUAGUGGAACAGGUCUGACGAGUACCAUGAUAUAACUGGAUUACUGUUCAAAGUGGUAUUAAUCCCAACUCACACGCUCACUCAUUGAUAUUUGCAUCAGUUAUGUUUCCAGUCAAACUUAUGAAAUAACUUGUUAAUCUGAUUAGAAAAAAAUGUUUUACUCCAAUCAGCAUCAAGGCUUCUAAAUGUUUGCUACGCAAAGCACUUGAAAACCACCUUACCUAAAUGUACCUUUUAAAGGCUGUGCCAUUAUACUGUUGUGGAUAUUUGCUCCACCCUGUCGUGUCUGACCUCCCUGGCAUCUCCACCCAAUAGGGCGUACCCUCGAUGGUAUAUUUGUGUCCUACGUGGGUUUAGUUUUGUUAAAAUCUCUAUAUUUCGAUUUGAUGUGGUAAAGAACUAACGCCAAAUCUUUUUAGAAAGAUGACAUCUGAUUGGCUCAAAACCCUUCACAUCCUGAAUUUCUAUUGCACAGUCAAAUGUCACUCAGUUCCCCAGACUCAAACUUCUAUGGAGAUGUACGCAUAUUUUAAUGCAGAGAGGUAUCUGAGUAAAAGAUAGGAUUUGAAUGUGAUUGAACUUGUUGAAACAUUCAUUUCGAACCUUUUCUAAAAGUAGAUAUUGAUCAAGUGUUAUAUAUGACAAGUACAGCAUUCAUAUAAGAAGCAGGGAGCUUAUUUGGUCAUUUACGGUAACAGAAAAAGUUCUUUUUUCACUAUUACAGCAAGAAAAUAAGUUGGCAUGAUUAAAAUACUACCAGACAUUCCUUGGCAAAAAAGUAACCUUGUGUUCAAAACAAAGACAAUAUGUUUUCUUAAAUUUCAUUUUUGCAGCUGAUAUAUAAUUACCGCAAUGUACAUUGUCUGACGAAUUUGGAACAUAAAUUUGAGCCUAUGUUACUUGAUAUUUGUUUGUUCUUUCAUCCCAUUGUAUUGUGGCUGAUAAGAGAAACGUCUUGGCGAUAAUUGAUGAGACAUAUCUUUAGUCGUAUUUACUGUGGCAAAGGAGGUCAGCUACUGUUGUAACUGUUAGUCAGUGCAAGUCCAUUUAUGUACACAGACUGGUGAGAUGUUUAUAGGACUGUGUACAUAUGUCAUUCCAUGUGUAAAUAUAUGUUACCUGACUGUGGAGGUCAUCCGGAUGUUAUGAAAGCGUGAUAUAAGGAAAAUGUGGGAAAUCUGAUUGAAAUUUCGUAAAAUUAAUAUGAUACACAUAAGUGUAAUAUUAAAUAUGUUUAUUAUCCAUAUCUCAUAAGCGACCUACAUGACAAAUUGUGCUAGUUUUAAAGCUAUACCAGUAAAACAGACAUUGAUACUUCUGAACAUGUUGAUCAUCAGUGGAAAUUGAAUAUCUUAAAACUGACAAUGUUUUCAAUAUAUACUGAACAAAAAAUCAUUAGGGAUCAAGAAUAUUUUUGGGGAUAUUUUUUUGGUAGUAAGCACACAAUUUCAUAAUAAUAUCCCCCAAAAUCUUCAUUGUCCCUCAUUUUUUUAGUUCAGUAUAGGUAUUGUGGGGUUGUUUUAUACGGAACAUAUCUUAUUUCCUCUAUUAGACGUCCUGGCAUCUUUUAAUGUUGCACAAGCCAUUCACCUGGAGUCUAUUUUGUGUAAUGCUGGGGCAAUUCAUGAUCUUACUGGGCCCGUUCCACAAAGCGAUUGUAGCGCUAAGAGGAUCGUAACUCCCAUACUUUAACAUAGACCUACAGCACUUGUAUCUCUUACGAUCGCUUUGUGGAACGUGGCCCUGAAUACCAAAUUCUACAGUCAUGCAACAGGUACAUUUGCAGCAAACAGUCAUUUUUAAGUUAAGGGAGUAAUCAUUACAUGUUAAUGUGAUGGAGAUCAUUAAUUUCAUCAAAUUAUUCAUCUCUUAUAGAGAGACACGGCCUCUGUUUUUUGGACAGAGCGUAUUAGAGGCAAACCUGUAUUUGAGGAACAGGAACUCGUUAUUGGUCAGUAAAUAAAAAUAUAUACCCCCUAUACUCUUCUUACAUAUAGGGGGUAUAUAUUUUUAUUUACUGACCAAUAACGAGUGGUUGUGAUUGAAGGCCCAGUGUCUAAUAGAGGAAAUACAACAUUGUUGUUGAACAGAUGUCAUCCUAAUAGUAUCACCAUUACUGCAGGAGCCUGUGUACAUUUGCAGCUUCACAAAAUGCUUAUGACAGGAGGAACAACCCUGUGCUAUAAUUACAGCCUGUGACCUUUCCUCCUGGUUUCGCAAUUCAAAAUGUUAAAGUUUGAUAUAUGUUCAAAGAGUGCCAAGCAUGGUUUCAUCAUAUAUUUUGAAAUUCUACUUGUGUUAAUAUUUGGGUGUCACUGAUUAAUGAUGCAGAACACGUUCUUGUUAAUGUUAAGAAAUAAAUAAUUAUGUGUUAGUCAGGGUCAUGGAGGGUCAAAUUUGCCACAUUGCAAAAUCAGUAUUAAGUAGGGUUUUAUAAACCUGCUUAUUUAGAAUUCAUGGAUAAUAAACAGGGUUAAGCUGUUGACAAAUAAACAUUUUUCUAACA
This is a messenger RNA of Haliotis rufescens (red abalone), 5372 nucleotides long. RefSeq names its product E3 ubiquitin-protein ligase Hakai-like. The record is from RefSeq and is a predicted model, not a curated record. NCBI's taxonomy places the organism in Eukaryota, Metazoa, Mollusca, Gastropoda, Lepetellida, Haliotidae. Gene Ontology annotation, molecular function: ubiquitin protein ligase activity. Gene Ontology annotation, biological process: protein ubiquitination; regulation of cell adhesion. The transcript is spliced from 6 exons. Bases 471 to 1814 code for a protein of 447 amino acids.